AUGACCACUCCUCCUACUCCCGGCCAAGCGGCAUCGACCAGCAUCCAUCAAAUCUCAUGGAUAGACAAGUUAGAUCUCAUUCCCGGUCUUCUCUCGAUUUUGGGCACCGCCAUCUAUGCUGCAGUCACAGCCCCCUUUCGAGGAGAGGCCGGAGCAUACACUUUCAAACAGCAUGUCACUCAUGCCAUGGUCCGAAAGAUGGUUACGAGACUGGACACCCACCAACUCCAGUACGUCGGAGAGCCUUUUUCCAAGGUCUACGAGAAAUGGUAUAGGAGCCAAGGAGGCAAACCCGAUAUUGUCACUCUGAACUCGGGACGUAAAGCCUUCUGGAUGGGCGACCACAAAACUGCCAAAUAUAUUGUGGUAUACUAUCAUGGUGGUGGCUUCUCGCUCGACGGCGAUGAUACCCAUUUCAGGUUUUGGCAUUCAGUCCAAAAAGACCUUCAAGACAACAACAUUCCUGUGGCCUUUUUAUUUCUCGAGUACAGCCUUGUACCGCAUGCCACAUAUCCCACCCAGAUCAUUGAGGCCAUCGAAGCGGUCAACUAUGUUACCACGGAGCUCAAACGACCAGCAUCUGAGAUUCUUCUUGCUGGAGACUCAGCAGGCGGAAACAUGUGUCUUGCGGUCCUAUCACAGAUCAUGCAUCCCUCGUCCCAGCUUCCGGAAGUCCAACUCGCCGAUGGAGAUAAACUCAAAGGCCUUGUCCUUGUUGCACCAUGGGUCUCCUUCAGGACUGACUGGCCGAGCGUGAAACGCAACGAACCCAAAGAUAUCGUGUGUGAGUAUGGCGGGCGGAAGUGGUCCCGGGAUUAUCUUGGUGGUAAAGAGACGAGCCCUUUUGCCGAAGCACUUCUCGCUCCAGCCGAUUGGUGGAAGGACUCGAAAGUCGAACAGUUACUUGUCGUUGCAGGAGCGGACGAGAUAUUGAUUGAUCCUAUCAAUCAGUGGGUGGACAAAUUCAAGUCUGUCAAUCCCGACACCACAACGUAUGUCGUCGGAGCACACGAAGGGCAUAUUGCCCCUAUUUUCAACUUGAGAUUCGGCGAUACUACUGAAACCGAACAGGGGAAAGCGAUCAAGUCGUGGAUGAAGGCCAAACUGUGA
Exophiala dermatitidis NIH/UT8656 is the source of this 1110-nucleotide messenger RNA. RefSeq lists its product as uncharacterized. The record is from RefSeq and is a predicted model, not a curated record. Lineage: Eukaryota; Fungi; Ascomycota; Eurotiomycetes; Chaetothyriales; Herpotrichiellaceae. The transcript is spliced from 6 exons. Gene Ontology annotation, molecular function: hydrolase activity. Bases 1 to 1110 code for a protein of 369 amino acids.